Suillus paluster is the source of this 3732-nucleotide messenger RNA. RefSeq lists its product as uncharacterized. The record is from RefSeq and is a predicted model, not a curated record. NCBI's taxonomy places the organism in Eukaryota, Fungi, Basidiomycota, Agaricomycetes, Boletales, Suillaceae. The transcript has 9 exons. Bases 373 to 3258 code for a protein of 961 amino acids. Gene Ontology annotation, molecular function: protein binding.
AUCCACGAUAAGGUCGGAAUUCGGAAGUGACUCGGAGUGACUCUCGGAGCAUCAUGCAUGAUCAACAUGAACCCACCUGAACUUCAUACACUUUCAGUUUACGAAAGGUCGCCGGACACCAGUCGCCACCCAAUCCAUCAUGUUUAUCAUAAAUGGAAAUCUUCAAGCUUCUGAAUCUAAAUCAGAUCUACUAGUUCCUUGAUGGCCAGGCAUGUGCUUCACAUUAGUUCUUAUCGAUCAUCGAUGGGCUACUCUACUCCAUGGUCUGGCGCGAUUGUUACGAAUGCACUAAUAUAAUAGGCGCCUUUCCUUAAUUUGCAUAAAGUCAUAGCGCUGCCACAGAGGCCUAGGGUUACGUUUUGCACUCUCCCAAUGGAUCCCAUCACCAGCGGUCUCACCAUUCUUCAGGUCGUUCAAACCGUAGCGCAAGCUUCAGCUCUUUUGUAUGGAUAUGUUGCCAGCGUCCGCGAUGCUGACUCGUCCUCCCGGGGUCUGCUUAAUGAGCUCCGUUCAAUCGGUGGAAUCCUCACCACCGUAAUGGAGAUCGAGAAGGACAGUUCUCUUCCAGAUAACCUCCGCGGUGCACUUUCGUGUUUAAUGGCUGAAGAUGGACCAGUCGCUAAAUUACAGGUCGAACUGAAGAACCUUCUGCCAAACGAGCAGAGGAGUAGGGGAGCGGGCAUGAUAGACAAAUUGAAGUGGCCAUUCAAGGAAAAGACAGCGGCGGCUAUUGUCGAUAAAUUGAAGGACUAUUGUCGCGAGAUUACAGUAAUUCUAGAAAUCGACGCAUGGCGAGGAGUCCAGGACGUUCAUCGAGGAGUCCAGAAAGUAGAGAAAGAUUCUGUCGCAAAACAGGUGCGCGAGAAUGCUGAGGAACGGCGAAAGUUACUUAAGUGGAUGACUCCCGUGUCUUGUAAAACACAGCACGACAAGUCCGUUGACUGGCGCAGCGCUGAGACCGGUCUGUGGAUUUUCGAGACCGAUCAGUAUAAGAUCUGGAAUGCAUCCGAUUGCGCGUUCUUAUGGUUGAAUGGCCAGCCUGGUGCUGGAAAGACCAUUCUCACCUCUGCUGUCAUCGACAAAAUCCGAGGAGAUGGGCAAGCAGAACCACAGACGCUUGCUUAUUUCUAUUGCAAUUUUCGGGACGAGCAGACGACAGUCGCAGCUGCAGUAUUGCGCACGUUGAUUUUUUACCUUCUCCAAGAAUCGAAAGACGAUUGGAUCACCAAGAUAGGCAAGCCAGAGCAACAAAGAUCAGAUUCAGAAGGGAAUUUUGUUUCCCUGCGAAAGCUAGCAGAGGAGUACAGGGACGGAAAUCAGUGUUCUACGGAUCUUGGUUUUCUACGGAAGCUUCUGGUUGAAGUGUCUAAGCUAGUUCCCCGACCAGUCCUCGUGAUUGACGCCUUGGAUGAAUGCAAGGAUUAUUGCAACCUCCUAGGACACCUCGCAACUCUUGCUCAAGACGCUCGACUGCGACUCUUCGUCACUGGUAGAAUCGAGCCCGACAUCAAGGAUACUUUCCAUCAUCUCCCAACCGUUUCGCUGAAGGAGAAAGGAAAACAAAUGAAAGAAGACAUACGUGUGCACAUUAACAAGCAGCUCCAAACCCAGAAGCGUUUGUCGCGCCUAGAUGAAGAACUGAGAAUCGCGAUUUUGGAGAAAUUGUUAGAAAAGGCCGAUGGCAUUAUUCGGAAGGCUCUUGAUAACCUUCCAAAAGGACUAUACGAGACAUAUGACAGAAUUAUUCACUCUAUCGAAGAAAGAAGUAACGACGACGGGCCAAUUGCCAAGAGCUGCUUGCUUUGGCUCGCUGGCGCACUCACCCCAUUGACGCUUGACCAGCUCAACGAAGCGUUGAUGAUCGAAGUUGGGAAGUCAAGUCUUAAUCCGGAGCUCCGUGCCAAUGACCCUAUGGAUAUCGUGGUCGCAUGCGGAAGCUUUGUGACCUAUGACGAGGCAACCGGUGUCGUUGGUCUAUCUCAUUAUAGCGUUAAAGAAUACUUGAUCAGCCCUCGCCCGAAUAGCAUCCUAAAAUCGAUCUCAGAUGUGCACGCACGCAUCUGCGAGCUUUCGAUCACGUAUUUGUUGUGCGACUUUGUGGGUGAGAUGUGCGCAAAAGCUGUACAAUCAGCCGCACAAGCCGCUGCAAGGAAUAACACUCGACAUCCUGACCAUCCAUUGCUGAACUAUGCAGUUGGAGGAUUGAAACACCUUAGACAUGUUUCGGACGAGGAUCCUGCCUUCAUGGCCACCCUGUCGCGGCUACAGCCGGAGCUUCCUCGGACAGCAAAGCACAUUGAUAUGUUGGGAUAUCCAGCUCUAUAUCGCUGGUCCUCAGUCACUUCGCCAUCACCUCUAUUCGUUCCUAUUGGGCUCGGAACGCCAUGGAUGGUGGAAUUUCUCGUCAAGCAGCAACCCGAUGUACUAGACAUAGACAUUGCCUCUUGUUGGGGUUCUCCCUUGAUUUUCGCCAUAUCCGAGAACCCUGACAUGCUCGAUAUUCUCCUGAAGCUCGGUAUCGAUCGCAACAAGCCUUCUUCCUUCACGCCCCGUGUAUACGGCUGGGAUAAUCCUCCUGACGGCUCCUAUCCUCCAAUUUCAUGGGCAGCUGCGAUUAGAAGCAAAGUCGCCCUGGAUUUCUUGCUGUUACGAACGAAGGCCAACUUACCUGAUGACAUUCUGCACGUGGCCAUUGCGGCGAGCAGGGUGAGGAGGAUGAGCAGGAUGUUCAGGGCGAUAUGGGUGUCCACCGAAGUUAUUCGCAAAUGUCGUCAACACGGCGCGGAUGUCAAUUUCACUGUCAAUGGUUCCACACCUAUCCAUACUUUUCUUUCCAACCAGAAAUUUCGCUUCCUCGACUUAAGGCGACGGCUACUAGUCGUACAAGCGCUCGUUGAACCAUCAUGCAAUCUUUCUAUGCAGGACUUGACUGCCAGAACCGUGCUACACAUUGCUCUUGACAGACAUCUAGAAAAUGUCGUCGAAUACCUCCUUGAGCAGAACGCACAGUUGUCAGCAACAGCGACUCUCCAUCCAGACAUGUGGAGUUGGGCUAAAAAUGAAACGUGGUUUCCCAAGAUUCAAGCAGCGAUUCUCGCUGCCGAUAGACCGUGCACUAGAAUCAGAGGGAAGGUGGUUGAUACUACUCAGGAAUUCCUACUCGUCGAAUUUCCAGGCGCAGUCAAUGCCGCUCGCGAAUACCCCAAUCCUAUUUGUGCUGUCGUUAUUUCUGCGAUACUCUAUGGGCCAAGUAAGUAACCGCUCUCUCUCAGCCAAACAAUUUACCGAGUGGCGAAGCCUUCGACCUGUCCCAGUGCGGGCAUCACUGCGGGCGCAUUCGCGGGCCGUCGGCCGUCCUUUCAUGCGGUCAAUUGUCGUUCAAAUUUUCAUGGGCAAAGCAUCAGCGUGUCUCUAGCCGGCUGUUCGACUAUCGUCAGGGGGACGACGUCAGCAGUAUACUACGACAGUUAGUAACCGAGGAUAAAGACUCGCCAACCUCCCUUUUUCUUGAGAUCUCGGACUCCCAGCCAUCGGAUGCCUGGUCUGCGAUGCCGAUACCACAUGACAUCGGGGUAGAGUACACACUUGAUAUCUACCGAGGUCCUAUCCAUUAAUUCAUCACACAAGUGUUACGCAUGGCCGAAUAAUAUACGACAGCUGGUGUCAUGCCGAACCCCAAUGUAAUACUGCACGGCCUGCAACUGGGCAUAUAUAAACCUUUAUAAACGUUUC